GCUCAGAAGGUGUCAUGUUUUUGGUGUUUGUGAUAUUCAUUAAUGCCUUCCUCCUUUCUUUUCAGGGUAUUUGAGCAGGGUGGGGCAAGAGUGGUGGUGGACUCUGAUAGUUUGGCCUUCGUGAAAGGGGCCCAGGUGGACUUCAGCCAAGAACUGAUCCGAAGCUCAUUUCAAGUGUUGAACAAUCCUCAAGCACAGCAAGGCUGCUCCUGUGGGUCAUCAUUCUCUGUCAAACUUUGAUGUGAUGACAGAUGACCCUGAGACUGCUACCAGUUGUA
Molecule: messenger RNA, 278 nt
Organism: Galeopterus variegatus (Sunda flying lemur)
Lineage: Eukaryota; Metazoa; Chordata; Mammalia; Dermoptera; Cynocephalidae
Gene: ISCA2
Product: iron-sulfur cluster assembly 2
Exons: 1
Coding region: 43-240 (65 amino acids)
Biological process (GO): iron-sulfur cluster assembly
Cellular component (GO): mitochondrion
Molecular function (GO): iron ion binding; 2 iron, 2 sulfur cluster binding; 4 iron, 4 sulfur cluster binding
Source: RefSeq, a predicted model, not a curated record